AUGCUAAAACGUGAUAUUUUGCGAAGAGAAAAGAAAAAUAUCGGACUUCGGGCUGAUGCUGAAGUCAAACGACUUGAAUUGCAAUACAAACUCGACGUUGAGCGAGACCUUGAGGCUAGUUUUCCAGAAGGAACGCAAACCGCAAAUCCUCAUGACGUGUCUUGUGUCAUGUUGGAUUCAUUGAAAAGCAACGUUGAAGCUUUAGAGGCUUUGUUUAAAGUACGAGAAAAGAAGCUCAAGUUCAAGGUGGAGCAAUUUCAUACCUUGAAUCGGAAUCCAGACGUUUCUCACAUCAUGUGCAUGAAGGCAGAAGCCCUAAAGAUGGAGAAGCGCGUGGAGAGGGUCUCUGAACGAACCAGAACCCUGGAAAAGCUGGCCAAAGUCAUAAAACUCAAACUCGUCGACGUUUUGACAAUGUGGGACGAGAGCAUGAGGGAAACUGGCGACUCACUCAGAGCAGCGAACGCUCUUUUGAGCAAAAUUUUCCGCGAGGGCUCUGAAACAGAUUCUUCUUUCUACAAAGAAGCCGUGCAAUUGCUGACUGAAGCUGGGGUUCAGCAUCCCAUCAGAACCCUGAGAGAAGACGUUUUACAAUGCCUGAAAAUCUUUGUUGAAGGCAUGGAGAACCUGAAGGGGAUUAACGCCAGGUUCGAUGAUGUUCCUGCCUGGACUGAAGACUGAAUUCGUCUCGUGGUCAAUUCUUUUUUUCUAUUGUUUCAUUUAUAUUGAAAUCAAAAACAGCUUUUGAUAUUGCUUCAUGUGAAGAAAAUGUGGCUGCUUCUGUA
Molecule: messenger RNA, 785 nt
Organism: Notodromas monacha
Lineage: Eukaryota; Metazoa; Arthropoda; Ostracoda; Podocopida; Cyprididae
Source: the annotation of a GenBank genome assembly